AAGAAGCAGAAGAGUAGGAGGAGGAGGAGGACGCAGGAAGCGAAGCUGCAGAUCAGCUGUUCCUGUUGUUAGCCCGUCGAUCUUCACAAAUUCUACUCCCCUGUGCUCUGUUUUGUUUGUGCUUCUUUGGCAUUUCAGAUGAUUACGUCAAGGUGUUGAAUGUAACCGUGUUGUUUUUGUUGACGUUUUUGAAAUCGGUUAGACUAGUAUCCCUGUUGCGAGGUUAACGCUUUCAACGCAGCUCGUAAGUAACAUCAGAACAGGCUGAUUUUAAGCCGAUUCUGAUGAUGAAUUUAGUCAGAAACAAAUCCCUGCACCCACACCUGCGCGACGAUGAAGCGCACGUGGUGGAAAACGCCAUCCGGCUGGCGAUAGACUCGAUAAUGAACGUGAUCUACGGUGUCAACAGUGCCACGACGCACGAACACAAGCGGAUGGUGGCCGACAGGGACAAAGAGAUCCAGCGGCUGGAGCGCAAGGUGAGGGAGGCGGAGCACGAGCUGAAGGUGCAGCGCCGCCAGGGAUGCUCGUGCAUGUUGUUCGAAAACGAGCACGGCCUCGCGAGGGGGGCACAGAGCUCCGGUGACCCGCGGGAGAGAGAGCAGAGCGGGUUUGAGCCCAGCUGCAUGGACCCAGAGAUGACAGCAGGGCAGCAGGAGUGUGCAAUGAGUAUCUCCUUGGGCCUCUUUGCUCGCCCCGCCUCACACGUCUCCUCCCAAAGCCACGAGUCGGCUCUUCUGUCCUCCCCCAGCGGAACGGGUCCGGACCAGACCUGCACCUCCCACUCCUCGGAGUCCCCAGGGGUGUCGGAUGCGGGCAGGAAUCUGCCUACAUCUCCCAGCAGCAGCGGCUUGGUCAUCAAAGAGGAGCCGUGUGACAUCGACACGGUCUUAAUCAAGUGGGAAAUGAACGAAGAGAGAAUCAUGGACGGGGGAGAAACCACGAGCAGUCUGUGUCAGGAAAAGGAAAGCCCCAGUGCAAAAAAACAACUGGAGAACAGAGGGCUGAGGGAGAAAGCUCACACAGACUCAGGAGGACACAGCCUCGCUGAGGGAGAACACCUCAGGAACAAGAAGAAGAACGUGCCGAUGUCGGAGCUGCCGGAGGAGGUUCAGAAAGUGAAGCGUGCAGCCUGGAGAGCAGCGUCCAGGAGGUACUACGCCCGAAAAGUGGCCCGCCAACAGGCGAACCCCUUACGCCCCGCCCCCCUCCGGCCCCCUCACAUCAUGGACUCCCAUUACUCGCAGCCCAUCUCGUUCGCGGGGAGGAGGAGGAAGGCGCUGAUAUCAGAGUCACCUGGCGACACUCAGACGCAGCAGAGGGAGGCGUGGCGAGCUGCAUCCAGGAGGUACUACGCUCGAAAAAUCACUCGCCACCAGACUGAUCCCUCACAGUUUCGGCUGCAGAACAUGGAGCCGACUGGAGAAACACUGGCGCCGAGCAGAGGAGAAUCUCACACCAACACUGGAGGAAUCAUGUGCAGCAGAAGAGGUUUUACAUUCCGCUGAACAUUGGACUGUAUAGAUAGAUAGAUAGAUAGAUACUUUAUUGAUCCCGAGGGAUGGAUGUUUACUCUUUUUAUAUUUGUACUGGUGGUGGUGGGAUCACUCUCCUGUUCCCUGAUUUGAUCUGAACAGUUUAAACUUUUUUGUUUAAACAGUCGCAUAAUGAACCAAACCUCCCAGAGAACUAAACUGCUUUAACCAUAACAACUUAUUUCUUAAUGUUUCCUAUUUCUUAAUUUUAAGCGUAUUUGAUUUACUGAUUUGCAUGCCAGUACAAAAUGCAAACUGCUAAUAAAGAUUAAAUGAAUGUAUUCUUUGAGACAAUAUUAUCAUGUAUAACUCAUCAGCACCCCCUGGAGUCCAACAUGUGCAACUACAAUCUUUUCAUCAGGGUCAAGUUAAGAGCUCAGCAUCGUUGGGUUUGAGAUAAAUAAAGAAAUACUCACUGUUUUUAUACUGACUGGAAUCAAAAUGUAUGAAUGUGUCUUCCUUUGAACAACUAAUAAAUACAAGAUGAUUUAAAUAUA
This is a messenger RNA of Labrus mixtus (cuckoo wrasse), 2032 nucleotides long. RefSeq lists its product as uncharacterized. The record is from RefSeq and is a predicted model, not a curated record. The transcript has 4 exons. Bases 285 to 1508 code for a protein of 407 amino acids. Lineage: Eukaryota; Metazoa; Chordata; Actinopteri; Labriformes; Labridae.